This is a messenger RNA of Vitrella brassicaformis, 1507 nucleotides long. Lineage: Eukaryota; Vitrellaceae. The record is from the annotation of a GenBank genome assembly.
GUUCGAUUCCAUACACCACCAGCUUCUACUUACACAAAGUUUCGAUCGACACACAUAAAAGUUCCGUCCACACCCACCGAAAAAGGACUGCCCCAUCUCGCGCACACCACACGGACAUAAUCGUACCCGAUAGCCGCCCCCCCCUCGUCAGUCACGUGAAGUCCACCAGCUUGAUCUCACUGGACACAUCGCCCACAAUGGCCCGGCCCCGGCCCUCGCCCGCCACAGCCACAAUGCAGUUGCCCUUGUGGCCCAUCUCGUGCUGCACCAGGGGAUGACACCCACACUGCGAGGCGACCGAGCGUCUGCUGCUGGUGCUGGUGGCCAGGGACCGCUUGGCCUCCCACAGGGUGAGCUGGCGGUCGUUGCUGAGCGAGAAGAGGUGGGUGUGGGAGGCCGGGAGGAAGGUGACACACGAGAGAGGGGACAGGUGCGUGAUCGAGCCACUGUGCGGCGAGGGCCACAGACGAUCGCCUGCACACAACACACAUAGAUGGUGGAUGGAUGAGGUAUUUCCUGCCUGACGAAGGCAUUCACUACCCACCGGUGAAGCCAUAGAGGACGAUGUUGCCGUCACCGAGGGCGACGGCCAUUUUGGACCCAUCGUGAGAGCAUGCGAGGUCCUCGACGAAUGGCGGGUUGACCAGCUGUUUGGCGCCGGCAGAGGUCUCCAGCUCGGAGUGGACCUUGUUCAUGUCCAGCCGCAUGCGGCACUUGCCGCUGCUCGCGUCCCAACGACACACACGACAGUCGUACCUGAGCAGACAGAAAGAACCGAGGACAACACACACACGGUCAGUCGCAGACACAGACAGACAGACAGACAGGUGGAGUGCAUCCAUCCACCAAGCGAGUGUCGGGAAGUGUGUGCGCUGGCUGUUCUGCAGCUCACCCACCCUCCUGUGACGAGGUCUCUUGCGCAGCCGGCCCGGAACACAGCAGAGCCACAAAUGUUGCCGUGCUCGCCAGUCAGCUCCCUCUUCACAGCCCAUCCACCGCCCGCCCCCUCCCCCUGGCCCUCUCCUUCCCACUCGCACACGAGCACACUGCCGCUCUCCAGCGGCACCGCCAUCGUCCCUCCAGAUGAAUCGAACGCGAACCUGUCAAUCUCACCAAUGGCAGAUGACGCGCCGUCGAAGCCCUCCACACCGCUGCUCACAUUGAGCAAAACCCGGUCGCUGCGCCGCAGGUCAAACGCAUACAAAGCCCCUCCUCUCGCCACAUAGAUCUGGUGUGGGUGGCCGGGGCGGAACCGCGCAGCGCCCAUGGUGGAGCCGUCCUGGCUGUCGAAUGUUGUGUCGUGUAGCCGCCUGCAUGAUGUGUGUGUACGGACGUCCCACAGACGCGCGGUGUUGUCAUCGGAGCAGCUGAGCACAAGAUGGUCGGGCGGCUCGGAAGGGAUGUCCAAUGAAACCACGCUGUCACGAUGGCCUCGCAACGCGCUGACGGAUACAGAUGCCGUCAUUCUGCUGAGAGAGCGGUGUCACGGACUGCUGCAGCGGUUUCA